Messenger RNA from Puccinia graminis f. sp. tritici CRL 75-36-700-3, 1861 nucleotides. RefSeq lists its product as uncharacterized. The record is from RefSeq and is a predicted model, not a curated record. Lineage: Eukaryota; Fungi; Basidiomycota; Pucciniomycetes; Pucciniales; Pucciniaceae. Gene Ontology annotation, molecular function: exopolyphosphatase activity. Gene Ontology annotation, cellular component: cytoplasm. The transcript is spliced from 2 exons. Bases 82 to 1461 code for a protein of 459 amino acids.
UAGGCCUCCUCUCCCAUCACGUAUCAACUGCGAGGAACUGUCUGUUGACCAUCGCUCGAGGGAAAAACUUGACUUCAGACCAUGGCUUCGACGAGCUCAACGUUAGCUUCAAUGGCCCUUCGGAACUGGCUCAUUCGACAGCAUCAAGCCUUCACCAAGGACUUUGCAACGGGUAGUUUGGCCAAUUGGGUGGUAUGCGUUGGUAAUGAAGCUGGCGAUCUUGAUACGCUCGCAUCGUCUAUCGGGUUCUCUUUCUUCGCCACGCUUGCUAGUCAGGCGAACGCAAGUAACCAGCUGGCUCGCAAUUACGUACCCGUCCAACAAACCAAGUCCACCGACUUCAACCUCAGGGCCGAGAACAUUGAAGUGCUCAAGCUGGCCAACCUCUUGGCCGAUGAUCAGCAGGUCGAUGAUCUCCCGAUGCCAGAGUUGAUAUGUUCCGAUCAAAUCGAUUUCACCAAGUUCACUGCGUACGGUGCCCAAUAUGCCUUGGUCGAUCACAACCGGAUCAACUCAUCCGUCUUUGGCGAGUCGGCCGAAGUGGUGGCCGUGAUUGACCACCAUCAGCCUGAGGCAGAAGAUACGCUCUAUCGGUCGGCCAAUCCGCGUCUGAUUCAAGUGCCGACGGGCAGCUGCGCCUCGUUGGUGACCAACCAUUUCUCGUCAGAUCUUUCGGAGACUUCGAUCCCUCCGGAGAUCGCGGACUUACUGCUCAGUGCGAUCGCCAUCGAUACCGGCAACUUCAAAUCGAUCGCCGAGGAUGGUAAAGCCACGGAGGCCGACAUGAGUGCAAAGCAAUGGCUCAAGCCGCGCUCCCGCUUUGCUCAGAAGACUGCCACUUCCUCGGUAAGUCUGUCGAGCCCUGGGCCUAUCACUAGCACUGGCUUUAAAGAGUUCUACAAACUACUCUCGAAGAUCCAGAAGGAUGUCUCGAGUCUCAGCUCGGCUCAACUCCUUCGACGUGAUUACAAGCAGUCCGAAAUCAACGGCUGGUCGCUCGGGAUCAGUUCGGCACCGACCCCUCUCGAAGUCUGGGUAUCGGAGAAGUGUGAGGGAGAUUGGAGCAGGUUCUUGGAUGGGUUGAAGGAGCAUGUCGAGAGCAAGAAGCUCGACCUGGGGAGCGUCUUGACCAGUCCAUUCAAGCCCAAAACCCAUGCUCCUCCGGGCUCAGUCGAUCCUCCCCAACCUGGCCGAAGACUCGUCCUCCUAGCGACCGGUGCACAGAGGGAUCAAGUCUCGACUUUGGUCAACCAAGAGCGGCAAACCCUUAUGGUUGAACAAUCCCUCCAACUCUCGCCCUUCAUGAGCAUCAAUGAUCCGACUCUCAUCGAUUCUUGGGCCGCCCAGAAUCAGGCGGCGGUGUUCAUCUUCAUCGUCCAAAAUCCUUCCGCUACCCGCAAACAGGUCACACCCGUCCUGCUCAAAUUGGUCGAAAAGCUCGGCCCCAAAACCAUCCUCUGAUUCUCCUCCCCCUAAUUACUGCUACGUGUUUACCUGUUGUAACCUAUCUUACCCUGCUUUUCAUCGCUCGUAUUCAUUAAGCAGACUUUUUACUAUAUCUUAUUAUAUGCAUGGAUUUAUCAUACAAAUCGAUUGUGUAGAAAUAUGAGCAUUGGAUUGGACCUCAAUUGCGUGGUGACAUCCCCGAGAGUUUGGGUUGGCGCUGAUGGCACACGAUGGAGCUGCUUGAUGUGGUUGGGUAUGCGUAGAUGAAUGGCCAGGAACAUGGAAGCUCUGUCCAUGUGUGUAAAUAUGUACCUCAAGAUUUCCCUUCUAAAAUGCCGCACCUUUCUAUUUUAUGUAGACGUUGCCCUGGAAGUUUCGAAAAUACAUAUUCUAAUGAGCCCCGGCUCCAUCCUGC